AUGACAGGAAUUACGAUCCAAUACGGUGACGGAAAUCGUAACAUAUACCAAUCUUAUAACAACAAUUCAAAUAAUUAUAGAGGUAGUGACAAUAAUCAGAGAAAGAAAAUACAAUAUAACAACAACUCAAAUAAUUAUAGAGGUAGCGACAACAAUAAUAGAAAGCAAAUACAAUACAACAACAGUGAUUAUAAUAUGAAUAUUGAAGAAAUUAUUGAAGAGAAAGUCGACUCUACAAAGAACAAAGAUGAUAACGAUUUUAAUGUUAACAACUUAUCUGGGGACAUGCUCAAUGAUAAAGAUAUUGCAUUUAUGACUACUUUAAAAGUGAACGAUAUUGUUACAUGUAUGCAAGUCGACACAGGCUCAAAACAUACUAUUAUUAUACCUCAUGGUCUGGCUAAAAAACUUGGUAUUAAAGAUGUUAAGAAAUCCGAGUUACAACUUACCGCUUAUGACGGAAAUUUAAUCAAGAUCAUCGGCAUCACUCAAGUUAAAGUGACUUAUGAAGGUAUCUCAAAAUAUGUACAAGCGGUAGUCGUUGAAUCAACAAAUGUUGACACUAAUUACGAAGAUGAAAUAAAAAAAUUGAUUAAAGAAUGUGAAUCUAAAUUGACAAAUGGGCCAAUCAACAAAGCAAGUGUUAAGUUACAUUUAAGAAGAGAUGCCCAACCUAAAAUUAUACCGCCUAGAUGUAUUCCUUAUUAA
Messenger RNA from Gordionus sp. m RMFG-2023, 708 nucleotides. RefSeq lists its product as uncharacterized. Bases 1 to 708 code for a protein of 235 amino acids. The transcript is spliced from 3 exons. The record is from RefSeq and is a predicted model, not a curated record. Lineage: Eukaryota; Metazoa; Nematomorpha; Gordioida; Chordodea; Parachordodidae.